AUGCGCUUUUCCUUCGCAACCGCCGCCAUCGCCGUCCUCGCCGCUGGCGCUUCGGCUCAAAACGCCAUCUCCAGUCUCGCCAGCGCCGCGACGAGCGCAGUCGGCGGCAACGGCGCCAGCGUCGUGUCGUCUGUCAUCGGCGGAAACGGAGGAUCCGGCAUCGGGUCGCGGGCUUCGUCCGCCCUCGCAGGUGCAGCCAGCGGCAACAGCGGAUCCGUCCCGCCCGUCGUCGCCUCCCUCACCUCGCAGUACGGCUCGAUUCUCGCCGGCGGUGCCCUUCCCACCGGAUCCGCCCUCUCGUCCGACCUUGCCGUCUUGACGAGCGCUCUUGCCAACCCCACCGUCUCCUCCUACGUCUACGCCAACCCCUCUCUCUCUGCCCUCGCCAAAGGCGCCCUCGGCCUCGCCGGUGCCGGCGGAGCUGGCGGAAGCGGCAGCGGCAGCGCUGGAGGAGCUGGCGGAUCCGCCACGGGCAGCUCGGGAGGCGCCCAGUCGUCGUCUGGUCCCAGUUCGGCCGCUGUCUCCCUCUCGACGUUCUCGCCCGGCUUCUUCGGCUCGCUCGCCGUUGUCGCUGGAAUGGCCGUCGGAGCCGUCGCCGUCCUCUAG
Messenger RNA from Rhodotorula toruloides NP11, 606 nucleotides. RefSeq lists its product as uncharacterized. The transcript has 3 exons. The record is from RefSeq and is a predicted model, not a curated record. The coding region runs from base 1 to 606 and encodes 201 amino acids. Lineage: Eukaryota; Fungi; Basidiomycota; Microbotryomycetes; Sporidiobolales; Sporidiobolaceae.